Messenger RNA from Acanthaster planci (crown-of-thorns starfish), 3597 nucleotides. Its product is annotated as sushi, von Willebrand factor type A, EGF and pentraxin domain-containing protein 1-like. Lineage: Eukaryota; Metazoa; Echinodermata; Asteroidea; Valvatida; Acanthasteridae. Gene Ontology annotation, cellular component: protein-containing complex; plasma membrane. The record is from RefSeq and is a predicted model, not a curated record. Gene Ontology annotation, molecular function: calcium ion binding. Gene Ontology annotation, biological process: establishment or maintenance of epithelial cell apical/basal polarity; heterophilic cell-cell adhesion.
GCGACAGAUGGCCUCCCCGGGCGACCAUUUUUCCUCUACCACAGCUUUGAGGAUUUCAAGAACCUGGCCUUGCGAAUUCGCGGCGAUCCACACGAAACUAUGUACGACACGUCCGUGAACCAGACACUGUGUGACAACAUCUGUCACAAGCCGUUCAACGACACGGACUACGGCUGCUGUGAUUUCAGCGCCAAGUGUACGUGUUCACUCGUCGGCGGGCGACACGACUGCGUCUGCGGACCGGGCACGUACGGACGCAGCGGCUUCUUGUACGAAUGUAAAUUGUGUCCGCGCGGCUCUUACAAGUCAACCUACGAACCCACAGAUGGGUGCACCCCGUGCCCGCCCGACUCGACGACGACUUAUCCCGGCAGCCAAACCGUGGCGGCGUGCGAGUGCAAAGAAGGCUACGAGGGAAAUCCGCAGAGUGGAGAGCCGUGCCGGAUUGUUUCUUGCCCGCCUUUAACGUCGCUUAGAAAUGGGAGGAUUUUGCCGGCUCCCUGCGACAACAAGUACCAGUCAGUGUGCUCCUUCGAGUGCGACGUCGGUUACGAGCUACAAGACCCGGCGUCCGCCAAGCGCCGAUGUCAGGCCGACGGUCAUUGGACGGAAACAGUAGCACAGUGCCGAAAGGUUCAGUGUCCCGCGCUGAUACCACCCCCAAAUGGCCUGAUCGUUCAGUGUCGGAAUCAGGAGGCUGGUAAGCGUAACGUCUACGACACAACUUGCAGUUUUCGUUGUAAUGAUGGGUUCAACCCAGUUGGAAAUCGGGAACGGACAUGCACGGCCUCAGGAGAGUGGUCUGGAAACUUCUCAUGCACACCCAUCACUUGUCCAGCGUUUCCCCCCCUGCGCCACGGCUCAACUCAACCCUCGAAAUGCUCCACAAGGCGACCCGUUAAUUUCAUCUGCCUCUUCAAGUGCAAAGAUGGAUUUAAACUGCGUGGUCCCUCGUUCAAGACGUGCGAGGCCGGUGGCAGUUGGUCACGCGCUGGGGAAGAGGUUGCCUGUGUGGAUGAUACCCCACCGGAAAUAAUCACCUGUCCACGAUCUGUGGUUAAAGAUGCCGAUCCUGGUCUGUCCUCGGCUGAGGUAAGCUGGGAUAUGCCAACUUUUCAGGACAACCUGGACAGAACAGAUGCUCUCACCGUCAUGGUCACUCCAGACGGUCUGAAGUCCCCUCAUCGCUUUGAGAUCGGAUCAGUGGUCAUCACUUACAACGUGACAGACAGGGCUGGCCUAAGCUCAUUAUGCUUGCUCAAAGUCGUUAUUCGAGACACAGAGCCACCAACAGUGGACAGCUGCCCAGGGCCAAUCAUUGACAUCACCUCGAAGAAGAAGACCAAAAGUGUGUCAUGGGAUGAACCUGAAUUCGCUGACAACUCCAAACAGGAACUGAAUAUCGAGAAGACACACGAGCAAGGGGCCGACUUCACCUGGGGUUCGCACAUUGUGACUUACACAGCUAGAGAUGGAGCGGGACUGAGCAUAGAGUGCCAGUUUACGAUUCGUCUUGGACCCACCAGAUGUCCGAAUUACCCGGACCCGCGAAACGGCGCCAGGGCCUGUGACGCGUGGCUCUUCGGUCAGUUCUGUCGGAUAUUCUGCAACGCAGCCUUCGAUUUCUCCGAAAAGCCAGCUAAUUAUUACAUUUGCUCUCAUGGGAAAUGGCGCACAGUACCACCUAGAAUGGCCAUACCCUGGCCAGACUGUUCAGAGAGAGCAGCUGCAGACGGAUACAGACGGGGCAUGGAAUCCCAGUACUAUGCAGGGGACUGUAGCGAUGAGAAGGCCCAGCGAGCAAUCAAGGAAGCGUUUGUGGAGGAUUUCAAGAAGAGUGUGAUGGGACAAAACGGUGGCUGCGUCGCCGACAAUGCCUGCACGGUCGAGUAUGUGACCGUGUAUUGUGGGGAGAUUGACGAGGACAGGCGGCGCAGAAGACGCCGUCAGACUGCCGGUGACGAGACAGACUUUGGUAGCAUCGUCACCUUAGAUUUCACAGUGUCGACGAGGAUACGAUCUGUAGCUGAGAACAAAACGCUACUCCGGGCUCAACAGAGAAACGCCGAACAGACACUGGAUGAAAUUAGCUGGGACUACGAACGACUUGCACAGGCCGGACAGCUGCGCCUGUUGGUUGAGAAUGAAACCCUGCCCGUCGUAGAGGGCUCCGUCACGAUCAACGAGAGUGUUCCACUGUGCCGUCGUGGGUCCGUCGUACUGAAUGAAACGGACUGUCUCAGCUGCACCGUGGGUUCGUACUUCGACAGCAAAACAGAGACCUGCAAAGUUUGUGCUGAAGGGACGUACCAGGACGAGGAGGGACAGGAUGAAUGCAAGCCGUGUCCCUGGGGGACAUGGACCGAUGGACCACAAGCCAAGGACGUCAACCAGUGCCGUCCCGAGUGUAAACCCGGUACGUUCUCACCGACCGGACUGGCCACUUGCCGACCGUGUUCACGGGGUUUCUUCCAGCCUAGUUUCAAGCAGACGGCCUGCCUGCCGUGUAGGGAGGGUACUACAACGUCAGCAACGGGGUCUAGGUCAUCGAGGAAAUGCCAAGCCGUCUGUGGCCCAGGAACAUUCAGUGCAACUGGACUCCAUCCAUGUCAACCUUGCCCACUGGGAUCGUAUCAGCCUGCAGAGCAACAGACUCAAUGCAUUCCAUGUGCGGGUAGCGGAACAACAGCAUUUAACGGUUCCACAUCUGGAGAGGAAUGCAUAGAGAUUGACGCCUGUGAAUCUUCUCCGUGUCAAAAUGGCGCCGUUUGCAAUAACGACAGAGGCACAUUCAACUGCCUGUGUAUGACAGGGUUCACUGGUACUACUUGCGAGAUCGAUAUAGACGAAUGCUGGUCCCAACCCUGCCUCUUCAAUGGAACUUGCGUCGACAACGUUGGAGGCUUUGACUGUCACUGCAUGCCUGGAUACGAGGGCACCCUCUGCCAGACAGAAAUCAACGAAUGCUUGUCAGACCCGUGUCAGAAUGAGGCCAGAUGCCAAGACCAGGUGAACGGUUUUGAGUGUAACUGCGUGGACGGGUUUUGGGGACCGUUGUGCGAAAACCGACCGGAUCCUUGCGCCGGCCAAGCCUGUCUGAACGGAGGAUUCUGCAUCGAGACGCCUGGUUCUUUCCAGUGCCUCUGUCAGUCUGGGUUCAAGGGACUCCGAUGCCAGACGGACGUGAACGAGUGCGACCUUCAACCAUGCCAAAAUGGCGGAAGUUGUGAAAACACACCCGGGAGCUAUCAGUGCGCAUGUCAGCCUGGGUUUGAGGGGACACAUUGUGAGGUGAACAUCGAUGAGUGCCAAGACCAUGCGUGUGCCAAUGGUUCCAGCUGCCGUGACGUCAUUGCAGGCUACCAAUGCCUGUGCCCGCCAGGUGUCACGGGCCAGCUCUGUGAGACGGAAAUGUCUCAGGAAUUCCUGCUCGAUUUCACCAACUCUAGGACGUCAGAAUUUUCCCUCCUACGGACCAAAAUCUCACCCGAUUUUGUGGAUUUAAUUCUCAGACUAGACACUAGACAUCACAGGAUGCAUCGUGGAAGCGUCACACGCGUCCAUGAAAAUUCAGUUGGCUGUGCGCGGCUUCCGUAG